This is a messenger RNA of Bombus terrestris (buff-tailed bumblebee), 3256 nucleotides long. Its product is annotated as zinc transporter foi. Gene Ontology annotation, molecular function: zinc ion transmembrane transporter activity. The record is from RefSeq and is a predicted model, not a curated record. Lineage: Eukaryota; Metazoa; Arthropoda; Insecta; Hymenoptera; Apidae. The transcript has 12 exons. Bases 830 to 3136 code for a protein of 768 amino acids. Gene Ontology annotation, cellular component: membrane. Gene Ontology annotation, biological process: zinc ion import across plasma membrane; intracellular zinc ion homeostasis.
AUGUUCAGAGUAUACUUGUUGCACGCGGUGGAGUUGGAUCGGCGGUUGGUCGAGGAGGGAAGAAAGGGGACAGAGACAAGAGUAGAAGUAGAAGAUUCUUCUUACGUUAACGUGGGACUUCGCGAGCUUUCCGCAAGCUGGUGAGCGCGUCUCGAUCAAUUAGCAUAUGCCACUUCCUAGCGGGAAUUUUGUUUCAUUGAUUGAAUAAAGGUAAUUAGAUGACAGUGUGCUAUUAUAGUGUAAUCCGGCGACCGUUCAUCUGAUAUCGUAUACUGACAAAAAACAGUCGGGUCUCGAGCCAAAACUUGACACUUCUUUUUUUUGUAUUAAAGCGGGAGACCGCCUUUCUAACCUAAAUUCUAAAUUCUGUCAUGGACAGAAUGCGGGGUAGGGUAAGGAGGGCGAUAACCAUGAAUCUCCUUCUCUUUUUGACAGCUAAAAAUACGGUUUUUUGAAGGAGCGACCGCAACAUCGAACACCUUGACUAUUUCGGAUACGAUACGUCGCGCAUGCAUCCUGGCUCGUUUACAUAGUUUUGUUUCAUAAAAUGCGCGCUUUUUCAUCUUUUACUUUAUUAUGUGUUUUUCUACUCUAUAAACUGCGAUUAGUUCUAUUUGUAUUAGUUGAUUAACAUUUCCAUAUCGAGUGGGAGCUAUCGAGUUGUUGUGCAUUCGUAAUUUUUUUACUUAACAUUUAAAUGAAAAUAGCUACUUCCUAUUUGAUGUAAUAUCUUAUUGCCUAUACUCUGAUGUAAUGAUUUUUUGAAUAGACCAUAAUGCUGUAUAAUAGUUUGAAUAUAAACAUUAUUUGGUAAUAAAGAAUAUACAACAUGUCACAUCAUUUUGUCACAGUUUGUGUAGUUUGUGUUUUAUGUGCUGCACACACUCCAUGUUCAGCACAUACUGAAUUCUCAACAGCGGGACAAACAACUCAUAAUUUUGUUAACUCUGAGAAGCAGCUAGGACCUAAUGAACAAUUACAACCAUCUUGGUUAUUAAUAAAAUCCAAAGAUACACAGCAGAGGAAUGUGAGAAAAUUAAAUUUAAAUAAUCUAGGUGCUUAUAACAAUGGUGCUGUUGAAUUUUCGAAUGUGUUAGAUAACAAUAGCAGAAGCAAAACUAUAUUAUUGGUACCAAUUGCCACAAAUGAAAUCUAUACUAAAAACAAAAACACAGAAAUUGUAAAAGUUAACGAAAAUGUUGAAAUCCCAAUAAUAGGGGAAGAUCCAAAAAGCUUAGAAGAUAUAGAAAUAUUAGAAAGGCUAGGCCAAAUUGAAAUUAUGCACAAUGAUGAAUUAAAUGCAGCACAAUUUAACGGAGAUCAAAAUCCUCUUAACAGAAUUAGGACAAAAAGAAAUGUAGAUAUUAUAGAUGAAAAAUAUUUCAUUAAAAAGAUUUUUGAAACUUAUGGAGAUGGUACAAGCAUAACAAUGGAAGGCUUUGAAAAAUUAUUAAAAAAGUUAGGACUGUUGAGAUUAUUAACAGAUAUAUCAAGCUUAGAAAAUCAUAAUACUGUUACUGGUCAAAAUGAAAAUUCACUGGACAAGUCAAAGAAUUUACAAAAUAAUGGCCUACCAGAACAUGAAAAUGGAGCUAAAAAGGAACGGUGCUUAAGUAGUAAAGAAUUAUUAAGUACUGUUGCAAGAGAUAUGCCAUACAAUUUGAUCACUAAUAAUAAUUCAACAUUACCAAGUUGGCUUUUUGAACGCGUGUGUCCAGCUCUUGUUUACCAACUAGCAGGUGAAUCAAGCUCAGAGAGAAAUGGAUGUAUUCGUGUACCAGAGAAUUAUAAACCAAUAAUUAAUAAAUAUCAUGGAGAAGACGUUGCUCGAAAUAUGAUGCAAGUGUGGGCCUAUUCAACAAUCAGUAUUCUAGUAAUCAGUCUCUGUGGUUUACUUGGUGUAGCUGUUAUACCUUUCAUGGGUAAAAUUUAUUAUCAUCAAUUAUUGCAAUUUUUAGUUGCACUUGCUGUAGGAACAUUGUGUGGUGAUGCUCUUAUUCAUCUUUUGCCACAUGCGAUGAUGUCACAUCAUAAUCACGAACAUAUUCAUAAUGACCAUGUUGAAUUAGAUUCUAAAGAGGAAGACAACAUGAAUAUGUGGAAAGGGCUAGUUGCAAUGAUGGGUCUUGCACUAUUCUUUUUUACGGAGAAAGCUUUAACUAUGUUAGCAGAAUGGAGGAAACUUCGACAACGUCGCAAUAAACUUCCAUCACGUGUUCGAGUAAUGAGAGAAACUGAUGGACCAAACAGCAAUGUUGUUGGAGAGAAACUUUGCAAACACAAAUAUUCGUCGUAUCCAUAUUGUUAUGGUGAAAUUAGCACGGAUCAAGGUAUAAUGCCACGAUUUAGUCAAGAUAAUCAUCAUAACCGUCAACAUAAUAACCAUGAGAGACCUCCUGUGAUUGAGGAGGAAAAACCAUUGACGUCUAACUGCAAUUCAGUUUCAAAAAUUAUGACGAAUGAUGUAGAGAAGAAACCAACCGAAGAUUGGAGAUUAGACGAUUCAAUUGUAAAUACUAAGAAAAACACGGAUGGUGCAGAUAUACCUUUAAAUGAAUCAGAAAGUUAUACUGUUAUUAUACGCGAACAUGAAAUGAAACAUCAUGGUCAUACUCAUUCACAUGGUCAUGUUCAUUCUGCACCUGAAUCUAUGUCUAGUGUUGCUUGGAUGGUAGUAAUGGGUGAUGGUUUGCAUAACUUCACAGAUGGUAUGGCUAUAGGCGCUGCUUUUUCAGCAAAUAUAGCGGGUGGCUUCUCCACAGCAAUAGCUGUAUUUUGUCACGAAUUACCUCAUGAAAUAGGAGAUUUUGCAGUUUUGUUAAAAGCUGGUAUGAGUGCUAAACAGGCUGUUUUUUAUAAUGUGUUAUCUUCCAUACUUUGUUUGUUUGGUAUGAUAUUUGGAGUAUUAUUAGGGAGCACUCCUGCUAUAAGUAGUUGGAUAUUUGCAGCUGCUGCAGGAAUGUUUAUAUAUAUAGCAUUAGUAGAUAUGAUUCCAGAAUUAUCUUCAAGUCACUCUGUGGAGCGUAGUUCUCAAUGGCAAUGUAUUUUACAAGCGUUAGGGCUAUCGUGUGGCCUUGGAAUAAUGUUAAUUAUAGCGCUCUAUGAACACGAUCUUAAAAAUAUAUUCAGUGAUUAAAUCUACAAAGACUGACAAGUUUUUUGAACAAUGGUAAGCUUGCAGUACUUCCUAGAAUUAUAUUUACAGUCAACAAUUAAGUCAAUAAAGCUUUGACUGCCCAUUCUUACCGAAACAAUA